GUGUCUUCCUAUGCAAUACUCAGGUAGGACAAAUUAAAGGUCCUAUAUAUAAGAAGCAACAAAACCAAUACAAGACAGUGAGAAACCUUGAGAUUAUUGGCACAAGAAAAGAAAAUGAAAAUGGUGUGUCUAUUUCAUCUUCUCUUUCUUUGCUCUGUUUGCAUUGUAGUUUCUGGUCAAGAAAACAUUGAGUUCCUUAACCUAUGUGAAACAAGUGAAGACAUUGCAACAUCUUCAUCUCACAGUGAGUUUCCUUUAGCUGUUUCUUUGAACAAUGAAGACCUUAACAUGGUCUCUAGCAACAUUUUAUCAGCUGAAACUUGGCUUAGGUUAAACAUUUUCCCAUAUUACCCUUCAUCAAAAAUCACCAACAUUGUUGGGAAAACCUCAACUUUCUGCCAACAAGACCAAAACAACCUUAAUGUUGUUCUGUCUUCUUUGAAAAAUCUCUAUCAUUCCCUUAAAAGAUGGGGUUUAGAACAAGACAUCAAAGUUUCCAUUGCUUUUGAUUUGGACUGUUUUACCCUUAACUCAGCUACUUCCAACCAUGAUUUGAAAAUGUUAAAACCUAUGAUUGAGUUUCUUCAAACUGUUAACUCAACAUUUUCUCUCAUACCAAGUUCAAAGUUUUCACAUUUUUCUGAUAAAAGUUUGAACUUUGUGUCUUCCCAUUUAGAAUCCAUGAAAAAGCUUGGAUUUUUCAACCAUAACAAUAUCAUAAACAUUGCUACCAUUGUCCCAAAAGAGAGAAAAAUCACUAUUAGAAAACUUUCAGUUACCACAAUCCCUAUAAAACCAACCCCAAUUCCAGAAAUUGCUCAACCCCCUUUGGAUUUCCCUGCUGGUUCACCUUAUCCAGCUCCUUACAAUGUACCAAAUCCAAAACCAUUACCACCUUUAGCUCAAAUAGUUUCAUCUCCACCACCAAUUUCUUCUCCCUAUUUUGCCCCUCAAGAACAACCAUCACCAUUACCACCACAGUUUGUUUCUCCAGCUAACUCUCCUCAAAAUGGUUUCACUUGUCCACCUUGCAAUCCAAUAGAAAACGGUUCGCCUUCGGCUUCACCUUAUCCACAAAUUGCACCUGUUCAGAAACUUUGGUGUGUUGCAAAGCCUAGUGUUCCUGAUGCAACAUUGCAAGAAGCUUUGGAUUAUGCUUGUGGUGAAGGUGGUGCUGAUUGUUUAGAGAUUACUACUCCACAAGGGAAUUGUUACAAUCCUGAUACAUUGGUUGCUCAUGCUUCUUAUGCAUUCAAUAGUUACUGGCAGAAGCAUAAGAGAAUUGGUGGAACUUGUGACUUUGGUGGGACUGCUAUGUUGAUUCAUUCUGAUCCAAGUUUCCUUCACUGUAGGUUUAUUCUCAGCUAGAUUCAAGUGCAUGAAGAGUUGUUCCUGUGCUUUCUAUGAUUAGUUUAAUGUAGUUAAUUAAUGUAGAGAAUCCUAUGUUAAGACUUAAGAUUACUUUGUCUGUUGAUUGGUUUAUGUAUAAACUUUUAUAUUAUGUGGACCCAAUUUGGAGAAUUUAUGUCUUACUUAGAAACUACUACUUGAGUAUCAUGGACCUAGCUUUGAGCUUAAUUUUUGUUAUAAGGAUUUGGAUGCUCUUUGAAGUAUUUAACUAAGUUGUAUUUCCCUUCAAAAAUCUGAUUAGUGAUUACUGGUUA
Medicago truncatula (barrel medic) is the source of this 1664-nucleotide messenger RNA. Its product is annotated as glucan endo-1,3-beta-glucosidase 12. The transcript is spliced from 3 exons. Lineage: Eukaryota; Viridiplantae; Streptophyta; Magnoliopsida; Fabales; Fabaceae. Gene Ontology annotation, molecular function: hydrolase activity, hydrolyzing O-glycosyl compounds. Bases 115 to 1368 code for a protein of 417 amino acids. The record is from RefSeq and is a predicted model, not a curated record. Gene Ontology annotation, biological process: carbohydrate metabolic process.